Salvia miltiorrhiza (redroot sage) is the source of this 1672-nucleotide messenger RNA. RefSeq names its product SH3 domain-containing protein 2-like. NCBI's taxonomy places the organism in Eukaryota, Viridiplantae, Streptophyta, Magnoliopsida, Lamiales, Lamiaceae. Bases 294 to 1424 code for a protein of 376 amino acids. Gene Ontology annotation, molecular function: protein binding. The transcript has 10 exons. The record is from RefSeq and is a predicted model, not a curated record.
CGCAACAUAUAUAUAUGUCUAAAUUUGAGAAUCUUAUUCCAACAAAGAAAAUUAGAAAUAGAUCUGAUUUUUGCAAUUCUUUUACUCCCACAAAAAAACAACCGUACAUCUACAAACUGUUAUCUGGAAAGAUCAAACACAUUCAAAUAAACUUUGACGCCUUAUAGAUCUUCUCCUUUAAACCCCAAUCCAUCUACUGUAUAUUCCUUUAUCCUGCAGAAAAAGUUACAACUGUUUCAGCUGUGUGUGUGUGAAUUGUAGCUACAAUUUGGGAGGUGUUGAUCGAUUUGUGAAUGGAAGCCAUCAGAAAGCAAGCGUCCAGACUCCGAGAACAGGUCGCCAGGCAACAGCAGGCUGUUUUGAAGCAGUUUGGUGCCUAUGGUGGUUCAGAUAAUGUCAUGCCUGAUGAUGCAGAAUUCCAGCAGCACCAAAAGCUUGAAAAGCUAUACAUAUCUACUCGAGCUGCCAAGCAUUUCCAGAGGGACAUUGUUCGUGGUGUUGAAGGUUUUAUAGUAACGGGGUCCAAACAAGUCGAGAUAGGAACAAAAUUGUCAGAAGAUAGUAGAAAAUAUGGUGUUGAAAAUACUUGUACCAGUGGAAGCACGCUAUCAAAAGCUGCAUCAAAUUUUGCACGAAGUCGUGCUCAAAUGGAGAAAGAACGUGGAAAUCUGUUGAAGGCCUUAGGCACACAGGUGGCAGAACCAUUGAGAGCGAUGGUUAUGGGAGCUCCAUUAGAAGAUGCUCGUCAUCUAGCGCAAAGAUAUGACAGGAUGCGGCAAGAGGCUGAAGCUCAGGCUGUUGAAGUUGCCAGAAGACAAGCCAAAUUGAGGGAAGGAAAUGCCCAUCCUGACAUGGCUUUUAAACUUGAGGCAGCCGAGUCUAAAUUGCAAGAUCUGAAGUCAAAUGUGGCCACACUGGGGAAAGAGGCUGCUGCUGCUAUGGCUGCUGUUGAAGCUCAACAACAAAGGUUGACGCUGCAACGACUAAUUGCCAUGGUUGAAGCUGAACGAGCCUACCAUCAGCAAGUUCUUCAAAUACUUGACAUGCUCGAAGGAGAAAUGAUGUCUGAGCGCCAAAGGAUUGAAUCGGCUCCUCCACCUGCUGCUGCUGCUACUGCAAUUCCGAGCAUGGAUAGUAUGCCUGCACCUCCAUCAUAUGAAGAAGUAAAUAGUCUACCUACUUCGCCUGUCCAGAAUGGAUCGACCGAUGGCAUGGGAUACUUUCUUGGAGAGGUUAUGUAUCCCUAUCAUGCCGAAUCUGACGUGGAACUUACUUUGUCAGUUGGAGACUAUAUCGUCAUUCGAAAGGUUUCGAACAACGGAUGGGCUGAAGGUGAGUGCAAAGGCAGAGCUGGUUGGUUUCCGUUCGGGUACAUUGAGAGGCGCGAGCGUGUUCUUGCCAGCAAGUUUGCAGAAGUUUUCUGAGCUUUUUUCUCAUGAUUUUGGUUUUCUACAUGUCUCUUUUUUGUUUGUAUUUGUGUUUUCGUUGGAAUAUAUGCAUAUUAGAGUUCGCCUCCUACAGAAAGGGUUGCUCUCCCUUUCUUUCUUAUUUGAUUAAUUUUGCAGAUUGAUGUAUUGCCCUGCUGUUUUCUUUAGUUAAAUUGUUUCUGAAACCCAUUCAUUUCCGGUUCCUAUAUCAGUUUUAAAUAACGAAAUUUCAUAUGUUUUCAUUA